Closterium sp. Naga37s-1 is the source of this 660-nucleotide messenger RNA. The record is from the annotation of a GenBank genome assembly. Lineage: Eukaryota; Viridiplantae; Streptophyta; Zygnematophyceae; Desmidiales; Closteriaceae.
AUGGCUAGCCUUACGCUUGGCGAGGUGGUGCCGAAUCUUGAGUUCGACUCCACUGGGGGACGCAUGAAGCUGCACGAUUUCGUGGGCGACAGCUGGGUUGUGGUGUUCUCGCAUCCGGGCGACUUCACUCCCGUUUGCACCACGGAGCUAGGCAAGAUCGCCCUUCGGAGCGGGGAGUUUGAGCAGCGUGGAGUGAAGCUCAUUGGGCUCUCGUGCGAUAGCGUGGACGACCAUGUGGCUUGGAUCAAGGACAUUGAGGCAUACACCCCGGGAGCCAAGGUCGCGUAUCCAAUCAUUGCUGACCCAUCGCGUGAUCUGGUCCAGAAGCUUAACAUGCUCGACCCCGACCUGAAAGAUAGUAAUGGUCGGCCGCUCACCUCACGUGCACUGCACAUCAUCGGCCCAGACAAGAAGCUGAAGCUGAGUUUCCUCUAUCCUGGUUCUGUUGGCCGUAACUUUGACGAGGUGCUGCGAGCAAUAGACGCCCUCCAGCUUGCUGCAGACCGCCAGAUAGCCACGCCCUCGGACUGGAAGAAGGGUGACAAGGUGGUGGUUCCCCCCUCUCUCUCUGAGGAUGAGGCAGCCAAAAAGUUCCCAGGGCAUGAGACUGUUGAACUGCCUUCUGGCAAGAAGUACCUCCGUUUUACCGACCUAAAGUAG